GCUCUCCUCUUCUCUGCCUGCUUUGUGUUGUCAGGCAGAAAGACACAGCAGCCAGGGUGGCGCGUGUCCUGAUACACAGGCACCCCGUCAUCGACCAGAGCUAAACAAUAGAUAGUCUUUUUUUGUUGUCCGUUUCAAAGUAGUUAGGUGUUAUUUAUAAUUUCUGCUACAAUGUCGGUGGGUGUGGAGUCUGGAUUCUCGAGCGAGGAGGUCUUGAACAGCCGCUUCCCUCUCCACCGGGCGUGCAGGGAUGGAGAUGUCGGUGCCUUGUGCUCCCUCCUUCAGUGCACCUCAAACCCGGCUGACCUCGCUGUGGAGGACACCUUCUACGGCUGGACGCCCAUACACUGGGCCGCUCACUUCGGAAAGUUGGAGUGUGUGAUGCGUCUGGUUCAGGUGGGCUGUGGUGUAAAUGCCAUGACCUCCAGGUUUGCACAGACACCCACCCACAUUGCUGCAUUUGGGGGCCACCCUGAGUGCUUGUUAUGGCUACUCCAAGCUGGUGCAGAUAUUAACAGACAGGACUAUGUGGGUGAGUCGCCCAUCCACAAGGCUGCUCGUGCGGGCAGUCUGGAGUGUAUCAACGCUCUCUUGAUUCAGGGAGCGAAAGCUGAUAUGAGGAAUGCCAGUGGGCUGACUGCUGCUGACCUGGCCCACGCUCAGGGAUUCCAGGAGUGCGCUGAGAUUCUCUCCAAUGCCCAGAACUUCCAACAAAACAUGGCUCAGUCCCAUAACGGAGCUUUUCUGAAUGGCAUGACCCAGAAUGGGGGCCUCGCUCGCCCCACUAUCCAGGGACGCAGCUUCUUGAAUGGCGUGCCCAACAGAAAGAGGUCAUUCGAUGGCAUGGAGGCAAACCCAGUGAAGAAGGCUCGGCCUAACGGUCUGGGCAUGCCACCAGAAUUGCUGAAUGGGAAUGGGCCACUGGGUGGCGCUGGAGAGGCCCAGAUGGAAAGCAUGACCAUGGAGUUGGCAGCGACUGUAACCUCAGCGGCAGGUGAGAAACACUGUGAGGCUUUUUCCUCAAAUGGUCACAAUCAACCACAGCUUCCAUUUGGGUGUGACCCCGUCGCAGAUAUCCUCCACGGCCAACUCACCCACAGUGACUCAUCUGACAACAACAGCACUGCAGGCAGCCAGGUGGAGCACCAGAAGUCUGUGAAAGCAGAGCAGUUGUACGAUCAUGCCUUCUUCACCACCAUGCUUCUUUACCAUGGAUCUUAAAGUAUGAAAGAUCGAGUUUGAUGGGCCGUCCUUUUUGCCUGAAUGUCAUAUAAGCCUAAACAAGCAUUCAUUUGCCUUAAAGCCAUUGAGUGGUCCUGUUAUUCAUUGAUUUUUGUUAUUUCUUUUUAAUUUGGAAAGGGCAGGCCCAGUUUGUGGAUGGACUUAAAUGCUUAUCUAACUGAUUGUUGGUUAAAAAGUGGAUUUUUUUUUGUUGUGUUGUUAAAGAGAAAGUGUUUGUUUAGCCUAUUAUUAAAGUUUGAUUAAGCUGUAAAUACCCUUGUUCUGAUAUACAGUACACUAAACUAGGCAUUUGUAUUGAACCACUGCCAGUACUUUGUUUCUGUCUCAACUAGAAGUGGGGUGAUCCCCUUUUCUUGAUGUUAAUAAAAACAAUACAAGUUACUCAUUAAUUAAAGAAAAGUUUUGUUAAAGUUAAA
Molecule: messenger RNA, 1658 nt
Organism: Epinephelus moara (kelp grouper)
Lineage: Eukaryota; Metazoa; Chordata; Actinopteri; Perciformes; Serranidae
Gene: ankrd10b
Product: ankyrin repeat domain 10b
Exons: 6
Coding region: 172-1221 (349 amino acids)
Molecular function (GO): protein binding
Source: RefSeq, a predicted model, not a curated record